AUGAAGCAUUUCGCGGAUGCACGAAGACGCGAUGUUCACUUCAGCGUUGGGGAUAUGGUCUUGGUCAAACUAAGACCCCAUCGUCAAAGAACGGUGACGGGUCAACCCAGUGGUUUCUCUAAAUUGGACAAACGGUUUUAUGGGCCGUUUCGGGUCAUUGAGCGGAUUGGGCCAGUCGCUUAUAAACUCCAGUUACCGGACACUGCUCGUAUACACCCUGUUUUUCACAUUUCACUCCUCAAACCUUUUCGAUCUUCAGAACCCGAUACUACCCCGUAUUGCAGUACGUUGCCCAGUCUUUAUGAGAACGACCAACUUGUGGUUACUCCGUUAGCUAUUCUUGAUACACGUCACUCUGCCGGAUCUGCACUCGAGGUUCUUGUACAAUGGCAAGGUUUGACUCCUGAUGACACCACCUGGGAGAACUGGGAUCAGUUGCGUGAAGAAUACCACCUUGAGGACAAGGUGCUUCCGGAAGGGGUGAAGGAUGAUAGCAAGGAAGCAGAAGGCAGACCCAAAAGGAAGAAGAAGAUACCAACAUACCUCAGAGACUUCGUUUGA
This is a messenger RNA of Glycine soja, 561 nucleotides long. RefSeq lists its product as uncharacterized. The transcript has a single exon. The record is from RefSeq and is a predicted model, not a curated record. Lineage: Eukaryota; Viridiplantae; Streptophyta; Magnoliopsida; Fabales; Fabaceae. The coding region runs from base 1 to 561 and encodes 186 amino acids.